UUUCAUCUUUCUGCUUUCUCCAUUGAUGCUUCUGAGAAUGGUGUCCAAAUAAUCGCAGUUUAGGGGAAUAUAUUUCAAUAUUUUUCAACGUGUGCUGACUAUUCUGACUGUUUUAUAGAUUUUAAAUAGCUUAAAUUUAGUUUCGCAGUUUAGAAAUGUCUGUGCAAUCGUCAAUAACUGAGUUUUUCGCAACUCGCAAACGUCCAGCUAUCGACGAUGCCAAAAGAAGUUCACAGCCUAGUAAAAAAGUGAUGAUUCUGGAAAAUGAUGAAGGCGACGUGUCAGUAAGAAAAAUUAGUGACGAAAGGCGAAAUUCAGCAAAAAAUCCAUCUGCUCGCCGAAGACUCAUCUAUCCAAACAGUGUGGUGCCAGCGAGUGAAGCAAAUGUCACCAAGAAAAAAAUAUUGAAGCGUGUUCUAUUUGACAAGAAGAUUAGCAGUUCUCCGCAAUCAGACAUCAGAAAAACAUUUGGAGUGCUGAAUGGAAAAUCUAAUUCAACUUCUUCAACAUUGAAAACCAAAGAGACAAGUGAAAACUCCAAGAAUGAGGUUCCAAUAAAAAAUGAUGAAAUGAAAAUAGCUCCCAAAGAAGAAGAACCACUUAAAUUGUUGUCAUUGGAAAAGUCUGAAUUUGUAACAUGUACCGCAGAAACUACUGACGUGAAAGAAAAUCCGGUCGAACAAAUUGUGGAGGAAAAUUUAACAGUUGAAGUAGCAGAGCCACCGACAGAAAUCGUUCAAGUUGAAAGUUCGGUUGUUGAAACAUCUUCAGUUGGUGAUGAAAAAUCUGUUGAUGGUGACAAAUCUUCUGGUUCCAAAGAAAAUGCUCCAGUGGCGAAAUCUGUUCCAGUGGUUGAAGGAUCUAAAACUCCCAGUGCUACAGCUCUCAAGAAAAGCUCAAGAAUUAAGGACCUAACGAAAUUGCAAGCGAAAUUGCGUGAUGGAUAUGCUAAGUUGGAUAAAAUUCAAAAAGAAAAGAAAGUUCAGCUUGAUAGAUUCGACAUGAUAACUUUUGAAACUUCUAUUCCCAGUCCGUCGAAGAAGACGCCAAUCAAGAUGGGCAUGUCGCCGGCGAAACUGCGCGAAGCAGCGUUCGGGAGUCCGGGCGGCGGCCGGAGGCGGUUGGACCUGGACAGCUCUGCCGCCCCUCCCGCCUUCGUCAGUCCGCGCAAACUGCUGGAGGCGGUUCCGCCUCCGUCUCCGCGGCAGCAGCCGCCCGUCAGUCCGCUCAAAUCGCCACUCAAGUCACCCGCCUUCCAGCGCUAUCAGGCGCUCGUGUCAGAAGGCAAGAGUGCGCUUACUUUACCCUUCAAGUACAGAUCUCUGGCGGAAGUGUUCCGCGCAAUAGAAACAGUGGUUUCAAUGCUAGAGAAACGGCAUGAGUCCACCACAUUCACCAAGCUGAAAACAUCGGUGCAGGAAUUGUUGCGUCGCAACCUGUUCGAAAAACAUCUGGCUCAGAUCAAGGCGGUGAACGAUGCUUUCUACACGUUCCACUACGAGAAAGUGCACUCAGUCGGUGCCAAUAAACUGCAGCCUGACAGGUAUGAAUUGGUGGUAAAACCAGUGCUCGCCGCGCACCAGAUGAGCCCCGACGUGCUGUUGGAGCGACGCCGCCAGUUCUACGCAUGUCUGCUGGAACGCACCAAGACGCAUCACGAGGCGUUUCUGGCCGCCCUGGACCCGCCGCUGGUUGUCGCGCGACAGUCGCUCACGCGCUGGCAUCCCGAGUUCGACAUCGACGCCGUGCCUGACAUAGAGGCGGCCCCUUUGCCACUUCCGCCGUCCGCCGCUAAAGUGUCUACCGCUAGGGAUGUGCUCGAAAAAGCGCGCAACCUGUUCACGUCGAACCCGCGCAUGGAGCGCGCACUGCAACGCGUGAGCGAGCAGAGCGCUCUGGCGGCUGUGACGGCAACUAAUGGAAGCGGCAACACUGCUCCAGUGGCAACUAGUAACGGCAACACUGAACCAGCGGCAACUAAUGGCGGUAACACUGCUCCAGCGGUGGCUGCCCUCACCACUGCCCUCAAGGGCAUUCCCAAGUCGCUGCUCGAAAAGGUGCGAGCCAAGCAGGCAGCUCGGGCCCUGGAGGUGAUGACUCGGUCGCCGUCGCAGGCCAAGGAGGCCGUUCGCCUGACGCGGCUGCCGGAGAUCGCCCGCAUCGUGCGAAACACGUUCAUAUCGGAGAAAAAGUGUGUGCUAACACGUGAACUGGUGCUCAAGAAGUUGUCCAACAGCUAUCGUGAAGGUCUGAGUUUUCAAGAGCUUGACAGCCAUCUAAACCUUCUGCAAGAAAAAUCACCUGAAUGGUUGAACUUCUGCAAUUUCCGCAAAACCGAUUAUGUUCGUAUCGUGAAGGAUGCCAACAUGAUUCAAGUGAUGACUAAGUUGGAGGCACUGGCUAGUGAGAAUACUUACUAGCAUGCAUUAGUGUCAUUAAUUACAUGUUUAAUUACAUUACAUGUAAGUGUUAAUCUUAGUUUCCCAUGACUUAAUUUAUUCACAUUUUUGAAAAAAACUGUUGUGUCAAAGAUGUCGAGAAAGUGAGAGGAGACUUGUGAACUCGCUGGUCAACUUUCUAGCAUGUAUUACUGUAAUUUUGUGUGAAUUUUAGUGUCUCGAUUGUCGUACUUUAAAAAAAGUGAUAAGGGUAAGAAGCUGGAGAACAUUGUUAGUGAACAGUAGAAAUAUAAUCCCCAUAAGCUAUAAUGGGAUUAUUCAUACUCGCUGAAUGUGAAUAGUCAGAUUAGAACUUGUGGGAAUUAUAAUUUCACUGUCACUGUUUCGUGGUAGUGUACGAAUCCAGCUUAAAGGUGCUUACAGAUAUACGUGCCGCGAACACGAGCAAUUCACUUUUAAUCAGCUGACUAUAUCUGUAUUUUUUACAGAAACGGUAAGAUACAGAUAUGAAAAGCUUGGCACCAGCUGAUUAAAAGUAAAUUGCUCAUAUUUGCGGCGCGUAUAUCUGUUCGCACCUUUAAUUUGGAUUCGUACACAACCCAAAAACGUACGCACCUUAAGAUGUUGAUAUGAUUAGAAGUAGGAAGACGUUGGCUUGUGAAAAAUCUUACUGGCCACCUUUCUAGCACGUAUUACUGUAAUGUUGUGUUGAUUUUAGUGUCUCUUGCCACGAUUUUUGUACUUUUAUCAUAACUGAUUAUUCUAAAGAAACCAUUAUGAUUAGAAAUUGAAGGCUUUGGAGACCAAAUUCGAAUUUGGAGUUGAGUGAAAACAAAUAUUGAUGACUGGAUUUAGUUUUUUUAGUGAGAUUCACUUUAAACUGUCCGCACUCCUUAUAAAUAACACCAAAGCUUCUCAUUUAAUUAUAUGCUUCAGUUUCUCGUGAACCUCACUAUAGAUUGUAUUCUAGUGUUUAAACGUACUGUUUAUGAUGAGCGGAUUGAGACAAUUUCAAGCCCUUUUUUCAAUUUGUUGAUUUAUUGUAUAGAAACCUAUUAUCACUUCUGCCUAUAUUAUAAAUUGUGUUCAAAAGUAAAUAUUACAGAGUUGUGUGCCUUCACUAGAACUGGUUCCUAAAUUUGAAAUUUUUAUAAAUGUUUUAGAAUUUUUGUAGUUAGUUUUUCAGUCAAUUUUUGUAUUUCAGUGCUCACUUUUGCAUUCCUUCAAACUGUAUGCGUAUAUCAUUACGGAAUAAUACGAUUAUUAUUGCUUUAUCAAAUUACAAAUUAUGGCCAUAAUUUGGAAGUUUAUAUCUGUUUUCUAGCUUGUAUUAACGUGUUUUAGUGUAUUUCAUGUCCUUAAAUUUGUCUUUUAGUGUUUAGUAUUGUAGAGCAGUGAAACUGAAUCUUUGUCAAACACAAUUGAUUAUUUAAAUGUGUAUUUCUUAUCAACUUUCUAGCAUGUUGUCCCAUAUACUAAAGCUCAAUUUUUGUAGCUGUUUCAAUUAGUAACAGUUUAGUAGUCAACAAUAAACUUAGUUGAUUAAACAAUUGAUAAAUCUUGUGCAGCCAACAAAACUUUUAUAGCAUAUUUUUCUCCUGGCAGUAAAUUUUCUGCUCUUAGAAUCGAAGCUGAAAGCCUUAAACUUUUGAUAAACUAAAUGUAGCAUUUUUAUAAACUUGACCAUAAUUUUUUUACCAUUUUGAUGUUGUUUAUUGUGUUUUAAUGAAUAUGUCUAUUAUUAUGUAGGAUGUUCUAUUACUAGGGAAAUAUGUGAAACUGUAAACUAUGAAAAUAACUGCUAAGGAUCUUAAGCGUAUUUCAUGGCUGCAUUCAUUUAUUUGCUCUCGUGUACAUGUAUUGCUACAUUCAAAUCCAUUUUAUCCCUUAAUGAUCUAUUCCUAAUUGUUUUCAAAUGUUUUGUUCUAUUUUUCAAUUUAUUCAGAUUUUCCUUGAAAAAAAACAGUAUAUUUUGAUACUACUUAAUGUAAUUUUAUUCCAUUGUUCAUCCCUCAAAUACCUAGUCCUACUAAAUUCUGAUAAAAUGACACCUUUUAUCUUUAAUCUACUCUUAUGUAAUUGUGUUUAUAUUGCUUUUUAUUGUUUGACGUUGCAAUUAGGAUGUUUAUUGGCAAUAUGAUUAUUUAUUUUCUUUUAUAUAUUAAUUUUCAAUUAAUUGUUAGUAACUUUUUAUACAACAUUUUUGUCUCGAAUUAUUCUAGAUUUUCAUCAACUUGUCCCGUAUGCUGUACAAACCAAAAAUACAAUGACAAAUGUACAAAGAAGCAUAGGUAAUAUAUUUUGUAAAAUACAUAUUUUUCUC
Molecule: messenger RNA, 4722 nt
Organism: Nilaparvata lugens (brown planthopper)
Lineage: Eukaryota; Metazoa; Arthropoda; Insecta; Hemiptera; Delphacidae
Product: DNA replication factor Cdt1
Exons: 9
Coding region: 156-2420 (754 amino acids)
Biological process (GO): DNA replication checkpoint signaling; mitotic cell cycle; regulation of DNA-templated DNA replication initiation
Cellular component (GO): nucleus
Molecular function (GO): DNA polymerase binding; DNA binding
Source: RefSeq, a predicted model, not a curated record